CGAGCGCCGGCCGAGAUGUCCGCCGCCGCGCCCUUCCGCCUCUUCCUCCCGCUCCACCCGCCACUCGCUCCCAGACGCCCACCCGCGUCCGCUCUGCCCUCUCUCCCACGCCAUGGCGCCAUGCCCCGCCCGCGCGUCCGUCUCCGCCUCCACCUCGCGGCCGGGAGCAGUGAGACGCCACCGCAAGCAUCCGACGAGCUCGACUUCGUCGGCACAGGCACCGACGCCGACCCCGUCGCGGAGGAGGGCCCGGCCCCGGCGCUCGCGGCCACGAAGGAGUGGUGGGAGUGGGCGCUGCUGGUGUCGCCCUUCUUCUUCUGGGGCACGGCCAUGGUGGCCAUGAAGGGGGUGAUACCCAAGACGGGUCCCUUCUUCGUCGCCGCGCUCCGCCUGAUCCCCGCCGGCGCGCUCGUCGUCGCCUUCGCCGCCGCGCGCGGCAGGAAGCAGCCCUCCGGCUGGGCCGCGUGGGGCGCCAUCGCCGCCUUCGGCCUCGUCGACGCCGCCUGCUUCCAGGGCUUCCUCACGGAGGGCUUGCAGAAGACGUCGGCUGGGCUCGGAAGCGUCAUAAUUGACUCUCAGCCGUUAACGGUUGCUAUCCUUGCAGCCCUGUUCUUUGGAGAGUCUAUCGGCGCGAUAGGAGCUGGGGGGCUUGUGCUGGGUGUUGUUGGGCUUUUGCUCCUUGAGGUUCCAGCACUUUCAGUUGAAGAAAACGGCGCAACAGUCUGGGGAAGUGGAGAAUGGUGGAUGUUCCUCUCAGCUCAAAGCAUGGCGAUUGGAACUAUAAUGGUUCGCUGGGUAUCAAAGUAUUCUGAUCCAAUCAUGGCAACAGGAUGGCACAUGGUAAUAGGCGGGAUACCUUUGUUGGUUAUAUCUGUUCUUAAUCAUGAUCCUGCUCUUAAUGGACAUAUUCAAGAGCUUACAUCGAGUGAUAUAUUAGCACUGGGUUAUACAUCUAUAUUUGGCAGUGCUAUCAGCUAUGGUGUCUACUUCUACAAUGCUACAAGAGGUAGUUUGACCACACUUAGUUCUCUUACUUUCUUAACUCCUAUGUUUGCCUCUAUUUUCGGCUUCAUCUAUCUGGGAGAGACCUUCUCACCCGAGCAGAUCGGUGGUGCACUUCUGACACUAGUUGCCAUCUAUAUGGUUAAUUACAAGAGCAUUGUAGGCGAGAAGUAAGAGGAUGUCACAAACUCAUGAUAUUCUGUCGCAGAUGGGUAGUGCACUGAAGCACCUGCUGUAAUGGUGCUGUACAGAAGAAAUUUGAAGAUUAAGUACGUGCUAGUGAUAAACAUUUUACCAACUUGCACAGCUUGAAGAAGCAUGUCACAUGUACAUUCCCAUAUUUAGACUGAAAAGAUGGUAUAAGGUGGUAAAACCAAAUUUGGUGAUCUGUCGACGCAAUCAGAUGGACUCACACCAUGUCAGAUUAUGGCCCCAUAAUCAGAUUUUUUGUAUCAUAGCUGAUGUGUUGUACGAUAUCAAAUCGGGGAGAAGUAGCCCCCAUGUACAAGUAGUUCCCCCAUGUGCAUGUAGUUGAAAGCAUGAAAAUAGCUGAUGAAUGAAAAGCAAUUGUAUAUGUGAGUUCUGAUCCAUA
This is a messenger RNA of Lolium rigidum, 1594 nucleotides long. RefSeq names its product WAT1-related protein At3g02690, chloroplastic-like. Bases 16 to 1176 code for a protein of 386 amino acids. The transcript has 7 exons. Gene Ontology annotation, cellular component: membrane; chloroplast. The record is from RefSeq and is a predicted model, not a curated record. Lineage: Eukaryota; Viridiplantae; Streptophyta; Magnoliopsida; Poales; Poaceae.